Messenger RNA from Echinostoma caproni, 1818 nucleotides. The record is from the annotation of a GenBank genome assembly. NCBI's taxonomy places the organism in Eukaryota, Metazoa, Platyhelminthes, Trematoda, Plagiorchiida, Echinostomatidae.
AUGCCGAAGAACGCGAACGAGUACAUUGAUCUGGCCACGACCGAUUCGGUCGAACCACUGGGUCAAAACAACGGAUUUAUCCCCGGUCAUAUGAAUCCUCGACUCAUCCACAAAGAUGACAACAACAACAACAACGCCAACAGCAAUAAUGAUAUCUCUUUGAACAGUUUUGAUCCUCUGUUAUGCAACCGAUUACCCAACUAUUUCGUAUCGAACACUACUCAACUUUCCGCCGCGGAAGAUCUGAAGCAGUCAAACUAUCAGCCCUAUUUUAUGCAUCCAACGCCACCAAUACCACCACCACCUCCUCCACCAUUACCGCCUAAGCCGGCUAGACAGGAUGGAACACAUCAGUCAGACACGGCUGUUGUGCAAACAAACAAACAGGCGGAGAGAGAAGAAGAUGAACCGACGGUGGAAGAUGAAGAAGUGUCGCAAUACAUGUCCCGACCGCAAGAUCUUGGUUCGGGCAUGAGUUCCACAGUUCCAAAUGAUCCUCGCACAUCCCUGAUAGACGGCAGUGGUGCACAAAGACCUCCACCACCACCAUACUAUGUCAAUCUGUUCGGAUCGGACAAAGCGAAUGCGCGCAGAACGUCGCAGAACCGCGGAUCGAAUCAACAGUUGCGAAAGAAUGGGAAGCGAUACAGUUCCAUCGAGUCCAGUGUGACACGGGCCGUGACGCAGACCUCGUCCACUUUCACGACCAAAACCCCAGACACUGUGAUUGAACUCAGCACAUCCGGUCGAGCAAACACCCACUCGAACGGUGGCUUUGAUGAUGCAAGCUCGGCAACCCCAGCGCAUAAAACAUCGCAAAAAUUGGAACUAUCUGCACCGAUUCACAACAAACCAAUCACUACUAUUCUCGAAUAUCUGGACGCAAUGGGACAUGAUACCAAAGAGCUUUCAUGCGAAAUGCCCAGUCUGAACGACCCCAUGUGGUCCCGAAUUACCACACCGUCCAUCUCAUGUUUCAAUUCAAAAGUGGCUCGAUGGUUUCGUGCCGGCAUGCCAGUGGGUAGUCGAGGCAAACCGCGUCAUCACAGUCUGGACGAAAAGGAUGGUAUGGCCUUGAACACCCCGUACUGGCGGUGGACCGGAGAACUGCGUGUUCGGUUGAACGAGACUCGAUGUGAAGGAUUUCUGUGGAUUCGAAAUCAACACACUUUGCAACAAUCGCAACAGUCCGCCCAGAAAUCCCAUCCGUGGCACAGUCUACGGAUAAAUUAUCGUGGUUGGUCCGACGGAGGGUCCGCAGGAGGAGCCAUAUCCGGCCGUAAUUCCCCGAGCACUUCGCAGAUUCGUAUCUCACGAAAAUGGAAACAGUGUCAAUGGUCACGUCACUGGUUCGUAUGCGAUAUCCCCGGCAGUUUUCGAUUUGCCGAAAUUCGACAAGUUCAACCCGGACUCAGUCCGAACUCUGAUCUGCCGGCCAGUCUCACCGAGGAUAUCCCCACACAGCAUCAAUCCGAUCCGGAAGGAACUUGUGAUUCACCCCGNCCCCGGCGAGGCAAACAGUCACGUUUGAACAAGCCAUUUUACAAGUACAAAGCACGAACUGCCGACUGGGUCCAGGAAUCUCAGAAAUAUUCCGAGAGUGGCAACAAUCUACGUCAGACGGAGGAAUUGGAUCAUCUGGUAUUUCGCGUGGAGACGUGGAUGCAAGUGUACAUGUUAAAAGCUGCCAGUCCAGAACUGAGAAACUUGUGGAUGGACGUGUUUCAUUAUGCUUGCGAUCGAUUGGGAUCGAUGCAUGUUGAUUUUUGUCUGAAACAACAACAACAACAACAACUGGCACUUCUACGGUUAAAUUAG